CAGCUAAUACAGCUGCGAGGUCCUCAGUGGGAACUUCUCUACUGACAGAAACUGCAGAGUUACCGUAAACAAGUCCCUGUAUGAUGCUGCAGCCUGAACGGAAGUAUUUUUAAAACUUUCUUUCCAUGAACGAAGCGGUGAACUCAUCCACGCAGCUAGAAUGUGGAAGCCCGCCGGUGGACCGAGACUCACCUUAAGCUCGGCGGGACCUCGCGCUGCUAUCGCCGCGGUCACCUGUCUGCUGGUGACCGGGAUGCUGGUGGUCAGUGGCGGAAAACCUGGAAGCGGACACAUGAAAGAGACAACGACCGCAGGGACAGAUGUUUUCUCUACCUAUUUCAGGAGGCUGGCCAGGGAGAGGAGAGCAGUGUGCGCCACUCCGCGGAGCGGCGCUCCUCAUCUGGUGGAGCAUCUCACCCAGACUGACCUGUUUAUAGCAGUAAAAACGACUGGGAGGUAUCACCGCCAGAGACUUGAACUGCUGCUGGAUACCUGGAUCUCCAGGAACAUACCACAAACGUACGUGUUCACGGAUGGAGAAGAUGAAAAGCUGAGGAAAAGAAUGGGAGCUCAUCUGAUCAACACCAACUGCUCAGCCGCACACAAUCGACAGGCUCUCUCCUGUAAAAUGGCCCUGGAGUACGACACAUUUAUAAACUCUGGAAAGAAGUGGUUCUGCCAUGUUGAUGAUGAUAACUACGUGAAUGUGGGCUCCCUCCUCAAACUCUUGUCCCAAUUCAGCCACACACAGGAUAUUUACAUCGGCCGGCCCAGCCUUGAAAGACCAAUAGAGGCAACAGAGACACUCAGCACCAAUGAAAUGAAGCAGGUGCAUUUCUGGUUCGCCACAGGAGGAGCAGGGUUCUGUCUGAGCCGUGGCCUUGCUCUUAAGAUGAAGCCGUGGGCAAGUGAUGGUGCUUUCAUGGCCACAGCUGAGCACAUUCGCCUGCCUGAUGACUGCACUGUUGGUUACAUAGUGGAGGCGCUGCUUGGCAGGAGCCUCACCCGCUCGGCAUUGUUCCACUCCCACCUGGAGAACCUUGAACUGGUGUCGGACAUACACAGUCAGGUCACUCUGAGCUAUGGGACCAUGGAAAACAACAGGAACACUGUAAAUGUGAAGGGACCAUUUUCAAUUAAUGAAGAUCCCACCAGAUUCAGGUCUGUCCAUUGUCAGCUGUACCCAGACACCCUUUGGUGCCCCAGUGCCUGGCGACUUCAAUACCCUUCCAUAGACAAAGAUGGGAGAAUGAAAUAAUGGGGAAGAAAAUGUCUUAAGCGGAGAUGGUUGCAGAGACCUCCACUACCUGCUAUAGCAGCAGUGUGGGAAAGCUGUCGAUACAUCUUUACCUGAUGCAGUCUGACUGGGAAUGCCUGUUGUAUUAAUUUGAAAUCCGUGUUGUGUUUUUUGUCAUAAAUCCUAAAAAUGCAACAAGAGCAGGAAACCCAAACUUGUCAUUAAAGAUAAACCCAGAGAAAAUAUUUUUUAGAUGGUGCAGAAAUUUGAGAACUGAGACUGAAGGUCAGUUAUGGCCUUUUAAGGAGAUCCAGCAUGGAACCCACUCUCGCCAGACGAGCCAUUAUCUGCCCCUUUGUUUGUGAGCUUGAGCGAUAAUCAGGCUCAGAAGUUCACAGAGCUAAAUGCAAAUCUUCUAAUGCUGGAACUUGGUAUUGCCUUUUGCAGCUUCUAAUUAAUUUAGACACAUUUUUGACAUUUCAUUUCAACAAUUGAUAUUUAAUGUAGCCUGCAGUGUGUUUUCUCACAGCCUUGCACAUUUCCAGCAUCUUCAUUCCAUAUCUGGGAAAGUUGUAUGAAUAUGUUUACUUGUUUGUCCUCCAUGCUGUAGUGUUAAGGGACUGUUGGAGAGUAGGUGAUGCAGGUCAGUAUGAAGGAAACUAUCCCAGGAGGAGGAUUAAUUUCUGGUGGGUUUUAGUAUUACUAGACAAAAGAAAAAUCAUUUUAAUGAAGUUAAAAAAGAUAUACUUUAAGGUUUUAUCUCACCAGUGUUCAGUAUUAAUCUCUUUCUGAAGUAUGUAGUACAACUUGAGCACUUUGAUGUUUUGUUUCUGUUUGUUAUUGACACUUUGAUAAGAACACUGAAUGAAUAGUCUGGUAUUUGGGGAAAUAUGCUCAUUUGCUUGUCUGGUUUUUGCUUUAACAUUAAAGGUGAGCUGGUACAGGUUGUCUAGUCCAUGGGUGAAGAUCUGUACAUCUUCAUAAUUUCCAUAUCAAGCACAGUGAUAUCUCCUUCAAUAACAGCAGAUUUCCCCAAAUGUCAAGCUAUGUAACAAUUCUGUGUUAACUUUAUUUUGAACUCCUCCAGUGAAGCUUCUAAUCCAAAAUACUUUUCAGAUAAAGUAGAUGACGUUGGAUGGAUUAUGACAACACAAUGUAGGCUGCUUUUGAAAAGUUGCAGCAGUGUAGUAUCGACAUCCACUUUGAUGUUUUCGUUUAGAAAUGACUCAUGUUGAGUCGUCAUCUUUCUUUCUGUGCAGUGAAAGUAGUUUUUGCUGCAUGUUACAAUGAACCAUGGUGUCAGAAGCAAACCUGCUCUCCAGUAUCUGGAUUGUAUGUGGAUGUUGUGGUUAAUAAAUUUGUUUUAAAUUGUG
Melanotaenia boesemani (Boeseman's rainbowfish) is the source of this 2610-nucleotide messenger RNA. RefSeq names its product beta-1,3-N-acetylglucosaminyltransferase lunatic fringe-like. The coding region runs from base 161 to 1258 and encodes 365 amino acids. The transcript has 8 exons. Gene Ontology annotation, biological process: pattern specification process; regulation of Notch signaling pathway. The record is from RefSeq and is a predicted model, not a curated record. Gene Ontology annotation, cellular component: Golgi membrane. Lineage: Eukaryota; Metazoa; Chordata; Actinopteri; Atheriniformes; Melanotaeniidae. Gene Ontology annotation, molecular function: O-fucosylpeptide 3-beta-N-acetylglucosaminyltransferase activity.